AUGACGGUGCCAUCAACCCAUCUUUUCGACAUAUUAAAUGGGAGCAAGCUUUCGUCACUACUUCUUAUUGAAGAAGCCCUACCAAAAUCUUCCCAUUAUUUUGUUUGGCCAACUCUGCUAAAGCGUUUGUGCGGUAGGCACAAAAUUCUGAUUAUCUAUACUGAGUUGCCUGGAACAAAAUCGUCAUAUAUCGCACCAUCUUCUGCUGAGGGAAUAUCCUUUUAUGAUUAUGAAACAGUCCCAGACUUAUUUAAGGCAAUCGAGGAUAGAAUCUCCGGUUCGGGUUCAUGGGUGAUCUUAUUUGAAAGUCUCGAUGCUCUUUUAAAAUUAUGUCCUUCUGAUAGUUUUAUUUGUGAUUGGGGUCGUCUUUUGUCUUCAUAUUUUUAUUCUCUUGCCACGUGUUCAUCAGUGUCCAUGGUUGUCCUUACAUUGACCCUCUAUACUUAUGGUGAUGGAGAAAUCACUUGCGCUAGUAGAAGCUUGAGCCAAAUAUUUGAAUCUCUAGCCUCCACUUGUGUUCGUUUAUCCUCAAAAUGCAUUUCUACUCAAAUUGAUGUUUCAUUUUGGCACCGUAGAACACUUGAUUCUGUUUGUAAAUCUAUUCGGAUGUUUCCUGACGUUCCUCCUGCUAAUAAGUUAGCGGUUUCCGGACUCUGCCGUUUAAAGCUCGAUUCUCCGGCUGGUGUUAUUGUUAGUUGUUCAAGUAUAGGAACUCAGGUGGAGAAAAUUGAGGAAUCUCUGCCCACAUCUUCCUUCAAGCUCACUGUGACGGAAGAGGAAAUGGAAGCCAAACAGAAGGUUGUCUUACCAUAUACAUCUGCGAUCAAUGCUCCAAUCGCAUCGGAGAUGAAAGUUGAUUAUGAGCCGGAUGAAUUUGAUGACAUUGACGAUGAGGAUCCUGAUGAUGACCUCCUUAUUUGA
This is a messenger RNA of Rodentolepis nana, 921 nucleotides long. Lineage: Eukaryota; Metazoa; Platyhelminthes; Cestoda; Cyclophyllidea; Hymenolepididae. The record is from the annotation of a GenBank genome assembly.